CGGAGCAGCGGGAGCAGGGACCCCCCUCCUCCUACACUGUGACUGCUGAGCAUCGGGCCGACUGGGGGGCACCGGGGCCCUGAUACCGCUAGCGCCAUGUCCCUUCCCGCUGCCCGGGGCCGCUCGCUGUAGGAAGCCCAGUCCCGCUCUCUCCCUGCCCCCAUGGCGUUUCAGGGCCCGGGGCGCUCCCUGCCGGGGCAGCUUUGCGCUGGGGUAUUUGGCGGCCUCAUUCAGCCCCCGCUGGGGCAAAAGUUCUACUGUCCCAAUGGGGGGAGCGGCGGGGGAGGGGUGCCGGCUGUGCCCUCCCCUUUGCCCCAAGCGCUCAGCGCCCCCCAGUGUAACGGGGAUGGGAGGGGGGAACCGGAGCCCGACAGGCCCAUCGGAUACGGGGCAUUCGGAGUGGUCUGGUCGGUGACUGACCCUCGGGAUGGCAAACGCGUUGCUCUCAAGAAGAUGCCAAACGUCUUCCAGAACCUGGUGUCCUGCAAGAGGGUCUUCAGAGAACUCAAAAUGCUCUGCUUCUUCAAACACGACAAUGUCCUGUCGGCACUGGAUAUCCUGCAGCCCCCGCAGAUCGACUGCUUCGAAGAGAUAUAUGUGAUCACAGAGCUGAUGCAGACGGAUCUACACAAGGUUAUAGUGUCCCCGCAGCCACUCAGCUCCGACCACAUCAAGGUUUUCCUCUAUCAGAUCCUACGCGGCCUGAAGUAUUUGCACUCGGCUGGGAUCCUGCACAGAGACAUUAAACCGGGGAACCUGCUUGUCAACAGCAACUGUGUCCUGAAGAUCUGUGACUUUGGCCUGGCCCGGGUGGAGGAACUGGACGAGUCCCAGCACAUGACCCAGGAAGUAGUAACUCAGUACUACCGGGCCCCUGAGAUCCUGAUGGGGAGUCGGCACUACCGCAGUGCCAUCGAUAUCUGGUCUGUCGGCUGCAUCUUCGCUGAACUCCUGGGGCGCAGGAUCCUGUUCCAGGCACAAAGCCCCAUUCAGCAGCUGGACCUGAUCACCGACCUCCUGGGCACCCCCCCUCUCACCGCAAUGCGCUCGGCCUGUGAGGGAGCAAGAGCUCACAUUCUGCGUGGGCCCCACAAGCCGCCGUCCCUCUCGGUCCUGUACAUGCUGUCGGGAGAAGCUACCCAUGAGGCCGUUCACCUCCUGUGCCGGAUGCUGCUGUUUGACCCGCUGAAGCGGAUCUCUGCCAAGGAUGCCCUGGCCCACCCCUACCUGGAGGAAGGGCGCCUGCGCUACCACACGUGUAUGUGUCACUGCUGCUACUCCGUGUCCUCUGGGCGUGUCUACACUGCGGACUUCGAGCCCACGGCCACCAACCGAUUUGAUGACUCCUACGAGAAAAGCCUCACCUCCGUCUGGCAGGUCAAAGAGCUGGUUCAUCGCUUUAUCACAGACCAACAACAGGGAAAGCGCCCCCCUCUGUGCAUUAAUCCGCACUCUGCCGCCUUCAAAACCUUCAUCAGAUCGACGGCGUGGCAUUCCUCAAAGGUUUCCAAGAAGGAAGAGAGAUGAACCCCCUCAGGUUUUGGCCUCCCGUCUCGCUCUCCUUGGGCUGUUAAACCCCCGGGGCAUGGAGUGACAUGGAGCUGCUGUAUGGGAGUAUCUCGCUUGCUUGCCCCUAUCCCCCGAGGCCCGUUCCCUGUUUAUGUUCUACCCGGCAACCCCAACACCUUCCUCGUUGAUCACCAAACCGCUGGCUGCAUUUGGCCUCCCAGAAUCCUGUGUGGUUCCAUUCCUCCCCCCAAUGGGGGGGCGGCCGUGAUUGGCUGAGGGCCCUGUUCCAUGGAUAAAGGACGCUGUAAAUAUUUUCUGUACAGAGUUUUUCUCUGCCUUAUCCAACUCUCCCCUCUCCGGCACUGCCCCGAUGUCCCGACCCACAUCUACAGUCUGAACACUCUGGCGCCCCAGCCGUGCAUAUUUUUAUUUUUGCCCCAAAGCAACGACCAUUUCUCUAUUUUAUACACUGGGAAAUGUGAUUGGCUACAGUGGUACCUUGUAGGCGCUUCUCGUACCCCCUUACAUUGCUCUGGUACAGCAAUGACACUUGGGGGUUACAGACUCCCCCCAAUGGCCGCAGCUGGUAUUGCAAGGGGCUGUGGUAGGUUCCAUCAUUAACCCUGUUGUUCCUGGGGACAGAGCUGCAAUAGCCAAUGGCAGGGCACGUUCCUAGACCGAAUAUGUUUGACUGUUUAUCCUCCCUUCUCACAAUAUCCUCAUUUUUAACUUAUAUCUUGUGUACAGAUGUGUGUAUCACGUUGUGUUAGGGCGAGUGAAAUGUAUCACUGUACCAAUGGUUUGAAACCCAUUCAAUAAUCUACCUCUUCCAUUAAGUGUUUAUUUUUAUUAUGAUUUAUGUUUAAAUAUUUUUUUUUUUUUUCCUUAAUGUGAAAAAAAAAACCCAGAAUCCCUGAAAACUUGAAUUUAGCGUCUAAAAGGUUUUAUUUAGUGCCUGUUGGGUGAGCCCAGCAGCUUAAAUAAACUCUUUCCUGCCUUUUAAA
This is a messenger RNA of Xenopus tropicalis (tropical clawed frog), 2513 nucleotides long. RefSeq names its product nemo-like kinase, gene 2 (gene nlk.2). Gene Ontology annotation, molecular function: transferase activity; ATP binding; protein kinase activity. Gene Ontology annotation, cellular component: cytoplasm; nucleus. Lineage: Eukaryota; Metazoa; Chordata; Amphibia; Anura; Pipidae. The record is from RefSeq and is marked provisional. Gene Ontology annotation, biological process: regulation of signal transduction; signal transduction; MAPK cascade.